Messenger RNA from Trichechus manatus latirostris (Florida manatee), 954 nucleotides. RefSeq names its product olfactory receptor 2M2-like. The coding region runs from base 1 to 954 and encodes 317 amino acids. Gene Ontology annotation, biological process: G protein-coupled receptor signaling pathway; detection of chemical stimulus involved in sensory perception of smell. The record is from RefSeq and is a predicted model, not a curated record. NCBI's taxonomy places the organism in Eukaryota, Metazoa, Chordata, Mammalia, Sirenia, Trichechidae. Gene Ontology annotation, cellular component: plasma membrane. Gene Ontology annotation, molecular function: olfactory receptor activity; G protein-coupled receptor activity. The transcript has a single exon.
AUGAGGAGAGAAAAUGAAACCUCCAUGAUGGUUUUUACCCUCCUUGGAGUUAUUCCAGGAACGAGGCACACUGGCUUAGUCAUCUGCACCAUUCUGUUUUUCUACGUUGUCGCCAUUACAGGAAAUACCACCCUGGUCCUCGUCCUCUCUCUGGAUCCCCAGCUUCACAGCCCCAUGUAUUUCCUGCUCAGCCGGCUCUCCCUCAUGGAUAUCUCCUUCAUCUCCACCACUGUCCCCAAGAUGCUAACCAACUUUUUCUCAGGGACAUCAGAUAUUUCAUACAUUGCCUGUGGAACUCAGAUCUAUUUCUACUUUGCUUUGGGAGGCAGUGAAUGUAUUUUGCUAACCCUUAUGGCCAAUGACCGAUAUGUGGCUAUUUGUAAACCUUUGAGAUACAUGGUCAUUAUGAAUCUUAAAGUUUGCCUGCAGAUGGCCAUUGUGUCCUGGGUUGGGGGAGCAAUUAAUUCUGUAGUUCAUACUACCUAUACCAUGCAUUUUCCCAGAUGUGGCUUCUUCUGUGAACUCCCAGCAGUGCUCGAGCUAUCAUGUGAGGACGCUUCAGCUUAUGAGAAAGUAAUUUUAGUAAUGGGAAUUUUAUUUCUUCUCAUACCCUUUGGCCUCAUCCUCACCUCCUAUACUCUCAUCUUUCUUAGUGUUCUCCACAUAAGUUCUUCCAAGGGGAGAAAUAAAGCUUUCACCACAUGCUCUGCCCAUCUGAUUGUUGUGUUUCUCUAUUUUGGUCCAUCCAUGUUCAUCUACAUGAUUCCCAGCUCUUUGCACACCUCAGAGCAGGACCAAGGCCUCUCUGUAUUCUAUACCAUUCUGACCCCCAUGUUGAACCACCUCAUAUACAGCCUAAGGAAUAAGGCAGUAGGAGAGGCUUUGAGGAAAUUAUGUGCAAAGGCCUUAUCAUUAUGUAGAAUAGUGAUACUAGAAUUCAGUACAUGUUUAUGA